AUGGAUAAUACCAACAUCCUUAUCAUAGUUCUUUCUGUGUCAAAGAAGUCGAUAUUAUUUACUCAAUAUAAAGUAUUGCUAUACGAAUAUAAUAUAAUUUACGAAUAUAAUUGCUCUUUGGAUUAUAUAUGCAUCAGCGAGAACACAUUCGACCUUAACCUGGCGGACGCUUUACAUUUACGUCGGAAGCCGUAUUUUAAAAUAGCGUUUCUGAAAGAUGUGCAGCCCUUUGUAUGA
Messenger RNA from Schistosoma intercalatum, 237 nucleotides. The record is from the annotation of a GenBank genome assembly. NCBI's taxonomy places the organism in Eukaryota, Metazoa, Platyhelminthes, Trematoda, Strigeidida, Schistosomatidae.